CCUCAGGCGUAUCAGAUGCGUCCGUCCAUCGUCUUCUUUGACGAGAUCGACGGCCUGGCUCCGGUCCGAUCCAGCCGACAGGACCAGAUACACAGCUCCAUCGUCUCGACGCUGCUGGCUCUGAUGGACGGCUUGGACAGCCGCGGCGAGGUGGUCGUCAUCGGCGCGACCAACCGCCUGGACUCCAUCGACCCAGCGCUGCGAAGGCCCGGGCGCUUCGACAGGGAGUUCCUCUUCGGGCUGCCCGACAGAGAGUCUCGUAAAGAGAUUCUGAAAAUCCACUCACCCGGUGGGCCUGCGUCCGUGGGAGAUUUCCUGGGCGGAACUGAUGUAUAUGAAGGAGCUUUUUUCUGUACUGUUGUGUGUUAG
This is a messenger RNA of Perca fluviatilis (European perch), 369 nucleotides long. Its product is annotated as ATPase family AAA domain-containing protein 2-like. Gene Ontology annotation, cellular component: nucleus. Gene Ontology annotation, biological process: positive regulation of transcription by RNA polymerase II. The transcript is spliced from 3 exons. Gene Ontology annotation, molecular function: ATP hydrolysis activity; histone binding; chromatin binding. The record is from RefSeq and is a predicted model, not a curated record. The coding region runs from base 16 to 369 and encodes 117 amino acids. Lineage: Eukaryota; Metazoa; Chordata; Actinopteri; Perciformes; Percidae.